GCGAUCUCAUAUCUGGCUCCUCAUUCCUCACUCGCAACAUGUACCCGCUGCUCAUAUUCUUCCCAGUGGCCAAAGGCCUUCCAUUACUGCAGAAUAUCACGAUCCCCCUGCCAAACGGCAGUUCAGAUCAUGAAAAUCCGGGUUUGCUCUGUACGCCCACCAAGUGGAGUGAUAUUAUAAUCUUCUAUCUGGCCAACUAUGCGGCGCACGCCGCAACGACUCGCUCUCUACCCGGCGAAAAGACUCGGGGGAUUAUAAUGGUUGUUCUAACCGCCCUGUUCUUUCCAGCUGCUGGCGCGUUUCGUGGCAUUCUGGGAAUUACAAGCUUAGCGAUUUGGGCGAAGACAGACCUGGAGAUGGCUGCCAAAGCUGGUGCUCUUUGCAUGGUCGUUAGGGGGCCCGACUGGGAACCGCGGGAUGGGGACACUCUGGAGAACACAAUUCUUUGCCUGUCUGUGCAACAGACAAAGGGUGGCAACAGCUCUCUUGAAAAUCCUUUGCCCAUAGCUUCCUCCCAGGAAAAUGCCAUUCUAGGGAUUAACACAGGAAAGCCAGAGGGAAGGAAUUUCCGUUUUGUGAUGUAUGACCCGCCGUGGAAUUUUACGGAUUUCAUAUAUGGGGAUGAUCUGAGCCAGUCCGAAUAUCAGAUCCAUGGUAAUCAUCAUCUCCCCCCCGGCUAUUGUAUUUCACUUGUUCCACGAAAUGCAACCUUCAUCGAACCACCUCUUAAAAGGACUACCCUUUCGUAUAAUUAUAACUGGGUCAAAGUUCUGGUCUCGCUUGGUCAAGCAAUAUACACUAUAUUUACGCUAUACCAGGCUCGAGGGGACCAAAUUGAGCGAUUUGGCUACGCGGCUUUUGGCCUCACGGUUGCUCCAUACGCAGUUGUCUCCGUGUUGAAUCUCUUAGGGUCAGGCCUGUGCCCAGAAUUUGCAGCUCUAUAUAUGGUCGAAUCUUCGAUAAUGAAGGAAGCUGUGAAAAGAGGCGAAGGAUGUUUCUUCAUGGGAACGGUCGGAGAGCUGGGUGAGGAUAUUUUCCGCCGGAACCCCAGUGCCGAGCAGGGGGCUACACUACAGGUGUUUGAGGACUCCGUGGGUCUCAGAAACUUCUUCGUGGCCUUCUUGUUUUCGUUCUUGGCUACUUUGGUCCCAGUGGCCAUCAUCGGUGGUCUCUCUAAAUUCCACCGAGGGCAUAGCACACAUGCCCAACGUGUCUGGAUCAUGACCUGGCUCAGCUUUGGAGCAAUUGGGCCUUUCAUCUUGAUUAUCAUAUCAUUGAUUAAACUAGACCGCAAGAAAGGGGAAAGUUGGAUUACAGUAAUAAUAGGGAGUGCUUAUAUUAUCUUGUUUUAUGCAGCGCCAGCCAUUGGGGGGUUUGUAGUUAUAGGACAGAUGUUGAGAUCAUUUGGGACUUGUAUUACUAUUUCUUAA
Hyaloscypha bicolor E is the source of this 1430-nucleotide messenger RNA. RefSeq lists its product as uncharacterized. The coding region runs from base 39 to 1430 and encodes 463 amino acids. The record is from RefSeq and is a predicted model, not a curated record. The transcript is spliced from 2 exons. NCBI's taxonomy places the organism in Eukaryota, Fungi, Ascomycota, Leotiomycetes, Helotiales, Hyaloscyphaceae.